This is a messenger RNA of Nematostella vectensis (starlet sea anemone), 1013 nucleotides long. Its product is annotated as translocator protein. The transcript has 4 exons. The record is from RefSeq and is a predicted model, not a curated record. The coding region runs from base 238 to 741 and encodes 167 amino acids. Gene Ontology annotation, cellular component: mitochondrial outer membrane. NCBI's taxonomy places the organism in Eukaryota, Metazoa, Cnidaria, Anthozoa, Actiniaria, Edwardsiidae.
GCACAUUGAAAUUGAAUCUGCAGUUUGAAUUUACUUUUAUUCAAAUUCGAAAAUCAGAUCAGAUGAUCAUGAUUCUGAAAUUACUCUUUUUUAUAACCUAGUCGUCGUUUUAUACAGUGGAUGAUCAAAGAGAAAAUUUGGAACUUUGCGCCACAGGGCUCCCGUCAAGCCAGUGCCAGCUUCACUGCAUUCUGGCUGACGUCCUGUUGAUUUCCAGCAAACAAAGAUUUUAUCGCAAUGGCAUGCCCUAUGACUUGGCUUAGGAUAGGGGGUGCCUGUGUGUUCCCACAUAUUGGCGGCAUCGCAGGUAGUGUGAUCACAAGAAAGGAGGUCAAGACAUGGUACGAGGGACUAGAUAAGCCAUCGUGGAGACCACCAAACUGGGCAUUUGGCCCUGUGUGGACCAGUCUCUACACAGCGAUGGGGUAUUCAUCCUACUUGGUGUGGAGAGAGGGUGGUGGGAUAAAUAGCACCACCAAGCUGCCGCUUAUCCUGUAUGGGUCCCAGAUAGUGCUGAACUGGGCGUGGACACCCCUGUUCUUUGGAGCACACAAGAUGGGAGCUGCAUUUGUGGAGAUAUUAUUCAUGUGGGGCACAGUUGCCGGCUGCAUCUAUACAUUCUACCCAAUCAGCAAGCUUGCCGCAGGGCUUAUGGUGCCCUACCUGGCCUGGGUAUCCUUGGCUUCAUGCCUCAACUACUCCAUUUGGAAGCGCAACACACCAGCAAUCAAGGAUGAGUGAUCUUGCUCCCUAACUUUGGUUAUCCCCCAUAGGAUAUAAGUUUGAUUAUUUUGAUUUAGGUAGUUUAACCCAUGUAAAAGAUGAUUUCUUAAGCUUUGAUAAUGUAAGUCAAAAUGAAAUUAAUGAAUUCAAAUGAAAUUCAAAUCAAAGAAAUAUCAAGAAAGUAUCUUAAUUAUGCAUCCAUACACUAUCAUGCUUGUCAUUGCUACUCCUUAUUGUUAUAAAAAUUUAAAAAGUCUAAAAAAUAAAAAAUAAAAAUAAUAUGAACACAG